This is a messenger RNA of Ustilaginoidea virens, 909 nucleotides long. RefSeq lists its product as uncharacterized. Lineage: Eukaryota; Fungi; Ascomycota; Sordariomycetes; Hypocreales; Clavicipitaceae. Bases 1 to 909 code for a protein of 302 amino acids. The record is from RefSeq and is a predicted model, not a curated record. The transcript has a single exon.
AUGCAUCGCGCACUCCUCAUUGCCAUUGCUGGCAUUAAUGCCUUGUCAACCAAGAGCCAGGGAGCCUCGUUGGAGACUCUGGACAAUGUAACCUUUACCAUAAAGGGCCACCCGGACCUGAUUGUCCCUCCCGAGUCUCUGGAUGCCGUGUCCCAGGGCCUCUGUGACGACAAGGGCUUCGAUGCGAACCCCCCGCCGCCUCUACCCCAGAGAGCAACAGCAAACGACCUCAAGUGGCAGCCCGCCCUGGACUUUGACACGGACAGCUGCUACAACGUGCCUGCCAUCGGGCCCGACGGCCACAUCGACCAGGGCCGCUCCCGCCACGAGACAAACACAGAGGGCUGCAGAGACGAGUACGACCUGGACCACGGCAACGUCUACUCCCGCCAGCGGUGCAACAACGGCUGGUGCGCCUACCUGUACGACUACUUCUUCGAGAAGGACAUUGGCGACCGCAUCUGCAUCGGCCACCAAUACGACUGGGAGCACCUGCAGGUGUGGACGCGCAACGGCGAGCCGCAGUUUGGGUGCGCGUCCGCCCACGGCAAGUACAAGGCCAGGCUGUGGAAGGACUUGCCCAAGGAGGGCACGCACAUGAAGGCCGUGUACAACAAGGACGGGCUCAUCGGCACGCACUACUUUCGCUUCUCCAAGGGGGCGGGGGACGAGCCGCCCGAGAACCACAAGCACGUGUGGUGGAGGUCUUCGCUCGUGUCCUGGAACGGGUUCCCGACCCUGCAUCUGAGAAGCAAGCUCAUGGCGUAUGACUUUGGGGCUGCGGACAUUGCGCUGUCGGAUGCUGCGUUUCCAAAGAACUUGGAGCAGUGCGCCGGUCAGAUUAAGCACAAGUUUGCCGACUUCAAGUUUGACUAUACCCGUGACGAGGGGUCGCCUGGGAGUCCGUGA